Schizophyllum commune H4-8 is the source of this 723-nucleotide messenger RNA. RefSeq lists its product as uncharacterized. Bases 72 to 416 code for a protein of 114 amino acids. The record is from RefSeq and is a predicted model, not a curated record. The transcript is spliced from 7 exons. Lineage: Eukaryota; Fungi; Basidiomycota; Agaricomycetes; Agaricales; Schizophyllaceae.
GCCCCGCCCACCAAACUUUUCCCGCCUUUAUUCCCCCUCGCCUCCCCGCCCUUCCGCGUAUACAGAUCAUCAUGCCCAAGGACCCCGACACCAAGACCAGGCGCAAGGCCGCGACCAAGUCUGAAAAGACGCCCCGCAAGGCCAAGAAGGACCCCAACGCCCCCAAGCGCGCCCUCUCCGCGUACAUGUUCUUCAGCCAGGACUGGCGGGAACGUGUCAAGGCUGAGAACCCCGACGCAAGCUUCGGUGAGCUGGGCAAGAUCCUCGGUGCCAAGUGGAAGGAGAUGGAUGAGGAUGAGAAGAAGCCCUACGUAGCGAAGGCCGCCAAAGACAAGGAGCGCGCUGAGGCGGACAAGGCGGCUUAUGAUGAGAAGAAGAGCGCGGAGGCCUCGGAGGCGGACGAGGACGACGAGUAGAGCACCGUCGUCCGAUGCACGGGUCUGUAGCGCGCGCCACCACGCUUAUAUCUGCGCCGCUGUCUUUGUACGUUGCAUACGUUCCUUGACCCUUCUCGUUCCUGUUUGCGCUCGCGCUCGACUUUCCCUGUUCGCGACCUGCCUGUAUUACCUUAGUCAUGCCUUUACAUUACUUGCUCUCCCCCUCCAUGUAUGUACACACCACAAACCCCUCGACGUUCCGUACAUACCCUCGCAUCGUACACUUGCUCGGCGUAUAUUAUUUGUAGUUAUCGAUAGACGCAGAAUACGAACGUCAGGAUACAUA